GUACUAUUUAUUUGGGUGAAACAUUCUCAGCUCAUAUUAAUUUACACAACGAAAGCAGCCAAAUUUGUUAUAAUGUUGAAUUGAAAGUUGCUCUUCACAAUCGUAUCGAAUCAAUCACUUUACCAAUAUACACUUCUAUAAGUAGUCAACCUACUAGUACAACCGGUGUACCAUACAAUUCUACAACAAAUUUUGAAUUAUCCAAUCCAAAUCAAAGUAACAUUUCUACUGGAGUUCAUGCUAAAAAAGAUCAUGUCUUUGAUUUACAACCAGGCCAAUCAUUGAAUGCAAUUAUUAGUCAUGAAUUAAAAGAAUUAGGUGUACAUAAUCUACGUUGUACAAUUUCAUAUUUUCAAACGAAUUCACAUGGGAAAUCCGACAAUGCUUCAUCACAUGUAGCUGUAGUUGCCUAUGAAUCACCACGAUUAACAUCAUCAAGUUAG
Schistosoma turkestanicum is the source of this 443-nucleotide messenger RNA. The record is from the annotation of a GenBank genome assembly. NCBI's taxonomy places the organism in Eukaryota, Metazoa, Platyhelminthes, Trematoda, Strigeidida, Schistosomatidae.